AGCAUUUGGUGGUAAUGAAACAUUCGCAGCAAGCAAAGGAUGGCUGAGGGCAUGGAGGGAGAGGUACGGGAUUCGGGGAGUAAAAAUCAGUGGAGAAAAGUUGUCGGCCAAUGCUGCAGCAGUUGAUCCCUUCAAGGAAAAAUUUUUGGACAUCAUAAAAAAGGAAAAUUUGAUAGUUGAUCAAGUGUUCAACGAAGGUCAGCAAAACAGAAGUGGUGGAACUGAAGAUGAUGUAGACGGGGAGAAAGAAGACGAAAGGGCAGGAGCAGAGGAAGGAAAGGCAGAUGACGACGAGUACAAUGGAAACGUCGCUCGAGAAAGUCCAUGUGCUCCAGGAAAACGCAGAGACUCUGGUGUUGAGCUUUGUUGCAAAGAGGGGGUGUAUGACCUGGAAAAUAAUAAUCUCCCAGAGGAUCCUCUGAAAAUGAUGACUGCAAAAACACGAAAACAUGAGGCAUUCCGUUGUCUCACGUACGCGGGUGAAAAAGGCUCAGGCUCUGAUCGCCUAGACGACCUCGAGAACAAAAUUAACGAAUUGAGAAACGAAAAUGAACGUCUCAAAAACGCAGUAUCUCGGUUCGAAGAACGCGAAGCAGACUACGAGGAAAAAUUGGAACAGAAACUACAUGAGAUUGUUCAAUUGAGCUCAGAAAAUGAAUUAGUGCGCCAGGAUGCAGCUAGACAGGUAGCAAGGACAAAAGAGAGGUGUGAAACCAUUCGUAGAACAAUGCAAGAUCAAAUUACGGAUAUGGAGAAGCAGCUGGCGCAGUGUAGAGCAAUUGCGAAGGCAGCACAAAAAGAUAGAGACGAAGGAUACCGGCCGCAAGACAAGUAUACAAUCAGUGCCAUAACAAUUGAAGAAGAAGAAGGCAACAAUAGCCGUUGAUCAGAGGA
This is a messenger RNA of Diachasma alloeum, 894 nucleotides long. RefSeq lists its product as uncharacterized. The annotation marks the transcript as partial. Gene Ontology annotation, biological process: regulation of cilium assembly. Gene Ontology annotation, cellular component: centrosome. The record is from RefSeq and is a predicted model, not a curated record. NCBI's taxonomy places the organism in Eukaryota, Metazoa, Arthropoda, Insecta, Hymenoptera, Braconidae. The transcript is spliced from 3 exons.